Messenger RNA from Etheostoma cragini (Arkansas darter), 1031 nucleotides. RefSeq names its product glycosyltransferase 8 domain containing 2 (gene glt8d2). Gene Ontology annotation, cellular component: Golgi apparatus. Bases 1 to 996 code for a protein of 331 amino acids. Lineage: Eukaryota; Metazoa; Chordata; Actinopteri; Perciformes; Percidae. The record is from RefSeq and is a predicted model, not a curated record. The transcript is spliced from 7 exons. Gene Ontology annotation, molecular function: glycosyltransferase activity.
AUGUGUUGUCAUCUCCCAGAUCACUGGAAGAGCGUCGGCUCUGCAGCGCGAGGUCCCACAGCGAGAGUCUCCGAGGCGGACAACGUCAUCCCCGUCGUCAUAUGUGCAUCGGAGGAGCGUACCGGUGCAACCAUGGCGACCAUCAACAGCGUCCAUAGCAACACAGACGCCAACGUGCUCUUCUACAUUGUCACUCUCCGUGAUGCUGUGAAACCGACCAGACAAUACAUAAUGAGGACUAAACUCAAAGGCAUCAAAUAUAAGAUAUUGGAAUUCAACCCCAUGGUUCUUAAAGGAAAGGUCAAGCCCGACUCCCCUCGACCCGACCUGUUACAUCCACUCAACUUUGUGCGUUUUUACCUGCCUCUGCUCGACAUCAGCCAUAGGAGGGUGAUAUACUUAGACGAUGAUGUCAUUGUGCAGGGCGACAUCAGGGAUCUAUUUAACAUCAAACUGAAGCCAGGCCACGCCGCGGCCUUCUCCACUGACUGCGACCUGCCCUCCACACAUGAGAUGGUGCGCAGCAUCGGCAUGCAGACAACCUACAUGGGCUUCCUGGACUAUAGAAAAGAGACAAUUAGAGACCUGGGCAUCAACCCAAGAGACUGCUCAUUCAACCCUGGAGUGUUUGUGGCAGAUGUCGGCGAAUGGAAGAAGCAGAAGAUCACCAAACAGCUGGAGAAAUGGAUGGAGGAGAAUUUCAGGCAGAACAUAUACAGUAGUGCCAUGGCUGGAGGCGUGGCGGCCCCCCCCAUGCUGAUAGUGUUUCAUGACAAAUACACAACACUGGACCCAAUGUGGCACGUCAGACACCUGGGCUGGAGUCCAGAUGCCCGCUAUCCAGAGAGCGUCCUACAGGAGGCGCACCUGCUGCACUGGAAUGGUCCAUUUAAACCCUGGAAUUACCCCGCUGUUCACUCAGAUCUGUGGGAGAGGUGGUUCAUCCCGGACCCCUCCAGAAGGUUCUCCUUGGUGCGGCCUGACAGCAACGGCUGAGGUCUGUGAAUAUCGUGUCUGAGCCACAUGACAUG